Arabidopsis arenosa is the source of this 1452-nucleotide messenger RNA. The record is from the annotation of a GenBank genome assembly. NCBI's taxonomy places the organism in Eukaryota, Viridiplantae, Streptophyta, Magnoliopsida, Brassicales, Brassicaceae.
AUCCUAAAUUCCCAAAUCUCCAUUUCUCUCUCUCGCUCUCGCUUAAUCUCUCUUUACUAUGGCGACAGUUUCUUCAGAUCCGGCUCCAGCGAAGAAAUCGAGAAAUAGUAGAAAAGCGUUGAAGGAAAAGAAUGAGAUUGUCGAGUCAUCACCAUUGUUGUCACCGGUCUCAGGGAAAGGGAAAGAAACGAAAUCGUUUGAGAAAGAUCUGAUGGAGAUGCAAGCGAUGUUGGAGAAGAUGAAGAUCGAGAAGGAGAAAACUGAGGAUUUGUUGAAGGAGAAGGACGAGAUCCUGAAGAAGAAAGAGGAAGAACUUGAGACAAAGGAUGUGGAACAGGAGAAACUUAAGAUGGAGCUGAAGAAACUGCAGAAGAUGAAGGAAUUUAAGCCUAACAUGACAUUUGCGUUUACUCAAUCUUUGGCACAAACUGAAGAAGAUAAGAAGGGAAAGAAGAAGAAGGAUUGUGCCGAAACAAAGAGACCUUCAACACCGUAUAUUUUGUGGUGUAAGGAUAAUUGGAACGAAGUGAAGAAGCAGAAUCCUGAAGCUGAUUUCAAGGAGACUUCGAAUAUUCUUGGUGCUAAGUGGAAGGGGAUUAGUGCAGAAGAGAAGAAGCCUUAUGAGGAGAAGUAUCAGGCGGAUAAGGAAGCUUAUCUUCAGGUUAUUACGAAGGAGAAGCGCGAGAAGGAAGCUAUGAAGCUUCUUGAUGAUGAGCAGAAGCAGAAAACUGCUAUGGAAUUGCUUGAUCAGUAUCUUCACUUUGUUCAGGAAGCUGAACAAGACAACAAGAAAAAGGCCAAGAAGAUAAAGGAUCCCUUGAAGCCUAAACAUCCAAUAUCUGCUUACAUGAUCUAUGCUAACGAGAGGAGAGCUGCUUUAAAAGGAGAAAACAAAAGCGUUAUUGAAGUCGCUAAGAUGACUGGAGAAGAGUGGAAGAACUUGUCGGAAGAACAAAAGACUCCCUAUGAUCAGAUGGCAAAGAAGAACAAGGAGAUAUAUCUGCAAGAAAUGGAAGGAUAUAAAAGAACAAAGGAAGAAGAAACCAUGAGCCAGAAGAAAGAAGAAGAAGAACUCAUGAAACUCCAUAAACAAGAAGCUCUUCAACUUCUCAAGAAGAAGGAAAAAACCGACAAUAUUAUAAAGAAGACGAAAGAGACGACCAAGAACAAGAAGAAGAACGAGAAUGUUGAUCCUAACAAACCCAAAAAGCCUACUUCUUCAUACUUUCUCUUCUGCAAAGACGCGAGAAAGAGUGUGUUAGAAGAGCAUCCUGGGAUCAACAACUCAACUGUUACUGCCCACAUUUCAUUGAAAUGGAAGGAACUUGGUGAAGAAGAGAAACAAGUUUACAAUGGCAAAGCUGCUGAGUUAAUGGAAGCUUAUAAGAAAGAAGUGGAAGAGUACAAUAAGACCAAGACGUCGUCGUAGAGAAAUAAAAAUGAGAAUGUUCA